AUGUCAUCCACUGCUGGAAAGCCUAUCAAGUGCAAGGCAGCUGUUUGUUGGGGAGCAGGAGAGCCUUUGAAGGUUGAGGAGGUCGAGGUGGCCCCUCCUCAGGCCCACGAAGUCAGGAUCCACAUCCUUCACACUGGUAUCUGCCAUACCGAUGAAUACACUCGUAGCGGCAAAGAUCCCGAGGGUCUCUUCCCGGUCAUCUUGGGACAUGAAGGAGGAGGGAUAGUCGAAUCUGUCGGCGAAGGUGUCACGAAUGUCGCCGUCGGCGAUCAUGUUAUCCCUCUCUACACCGCUGAAUGCAGAGAAUGCAAAUUCUGCAAGAGCGGGAAGACCAAUCUCUGCGGCAAGGUUCGAGCCACCCAAGGUAAAGGUCUUAUGCCAGACAACACCAGCCGCUUCACUAUCAAUGGCCAACCCAUUCACCAUUUCAUGGGAACGUCCACUUUUUCCCAAUACACCGUCGUGGCAGACGUUUCAGUCGUCGCAGUUAACAAGCAGGCCGCGCUCGAGAAGGUCUGCCUUCUCGGCUGUGGAAUCACGACUGCCUGGGGUGCCGUUGUGAAGCAGCCAGGAAUCAAGGGCUGCACCGUCGCAGUAUUUGGCUGCGGUGCAAUUGGACUCGGCGUCGUCAAUACUUCUGCUCUCGUUGGUGCGAGCCGCGUGAUUGCGGUCGACACCAACCCAGGCAAGGAGUCAUGGGCCAAAAAGUUCGGCGCCACCGACUUCGUCAACCCAACCACGUUGAAAGAGGGCCAGAAAAUUCAAGAUUACCUUGUCGAGAUUACCGACGGUGGUUUGGACUAUACUUUCGAUUGUACUGGAAAUGUACAUGUUAUGCGCGCUGCUCUUGAGGCAUGUCACAAAGGAUGGGGUGUCUCCACUGUCAUCGGAGUUGCCGCUGCUGGACAGGAAAUUUCCACUCGACCAUUCCAAUUGGUCACUGGACGCACUUGGCGCGGAACCGCCUUCGGAGGUGUCAAAGGAAGGACUGAAAUUCCUGGUCUCGUGGAAGACUAUCUCAAAGGCGAGGUCAAGAUCGAUGAAUAUGUCACUCAUUACAGGAAGCUUGCAGAAAUCAAUGACGGAUUCGACGAUAUGCAUGGCGGUGACUGCAUUCGCUGCGUCGUCGACAUGGCAUAA
This is a messenger RNA of Cyclocybe aegerita, 1140 nucleotides long. The record is from the annotation of a GenBank genome assembly. NCBI's taxonomy places the organism in Eukaryota, Fungi, Basidiomycota, Agaricomycetes, Agaricales, Hemipholiotaceae.